Arabidopsis arenosa is the source of this 471-nucleotide messenger RNA. The record is from the annotation of a GenBank genome assembly. NCBI's taxonomy places the organism in Eukaryota, Viridiplantae, Streptophyta, Magnoliopsida, Brassicales, Brassicaceae.
CAUCUCUAUGGUCAAGAAAAACCAGAGAAAGAAAACAAAGCAAUUAAUUCAAGAAUCCAUAGGAAGCUGAAGAUGAAGAGAAUUCCUCGUAUCAAAUUUCCUCAGAGACAUUCUAUUUCAUCUGGUUCUGGUCCGGCGACGGGAUCUGUUGCCGGCGGUAAGAAAAAUGUGACGGCGAGUUCAGAUGUUCCGGCGGCUCCGAAGAACACUGCUGAUGGAGGAAAAGCAUCUCUGCAGCCGAAACGUACACCUGUCUCCGACAAAGAAAUCGAAUCAAUUAUGUUGGGUGGUUGCAUUUGACAUUUGGGAGUUACGAAGAUUUGAUCGAACACUUUGGUGUUCUUGUCUUGUCGGCUGGUGAAGUUUAUUAUGCUGUUUUUAAAUGUAAAGAAAUAACUAAUAAUGUAGAGAAUAUGAUUUUGUAAGAAUGAUACUCUUUCUCGUUAUUAGUAUUAAAAGAUAAAAUGCCUC